This is a messenger RNA of Haemonchus placei, 186 nucleotides long. The record is from the annotation of a GenBank genome assembly. NCBI's taxonomy places the organism in Eukaryota, Metazoa, Nematoda, Chromadorea, Rhabditida, Trichostrongylidae.
GCACAUCUUCAGCUGUGCAGACCGAAAUUUUAACAAUAUUUCAUUGAGCUUACGUUUCGUUGCCUUCACCUUCUUCGGAGCCCUCAGGGUAGCCGACCUGUGCGGUCCACCGACCACUCCAGUCGGAAGAACUACGAUUUAAAUGGAGUGAAGGUCUACUUGCUUCGGGGGCUCGCAGAGAGCUGA